This is a messenger RNA of Benincasa hispida (wax gourd), 2112 nucleotides long. NCBI's taxonomy places the organism in Eukaryota, Viridiplantae, Streptophyta, Magnoliopsida, Cucurbitales, Cucurbitaceae. The record is from RefSeq and is a predicted model, not a curated record.
AUGAAGGUGGCAGUGGUCGGGGCUGGAUCGGGUCUAGUUUCGGCUUAUGUUCUAGCUAAAGCUGGAGUUGAGGUUGUAUUGUUUGAGAAAGAAGAUUAUUUAGGUGGCCAUUCCAAAACUGUUAACUUUGAUGGCUUUGAUUUGGAUCUUGGCUUCAUGGUCUUUAAUCGAGUAACGUAUCCAAAUUUGAUGGAGUUUUUUGAUGAGUUGGGUGUUGAAAUGGAAACAUCAAGCAUGUCCUUCUCAGUUAGUUUAGACAAAGGACAAGGUUGUGAAUGGGGUAGUCGAAAUGGCCUUUCAAGUGUUUUCGCUCAAAAGAAGAAUAUUCUAAAUCCAUAUUUCUGGCUAAUGAUUAGGGAGAUAAUAAAAUUUAAAGAUGAUGUUAUCAAUUAUCUUGAAGUUAUGAAAAAUAAUCCAGAUAUUGAUCGGGAUGAAACAUUGGGAACAUUUAUCAAGUCAAGGGGCUAUUCCCAAUUAUUUCAAAAGGCUUAUCUCGUUCCAAUGUGUUGUUCAAUUUGGUCCUGUCCUUCAGAACAAGUUCUCAACUUUUCAGCUUUCUUGGUUUUCUCCCUUUGUCGAAAUCAUUACGCACUUCAGUUAUUCAACUCUCCACAAUGGCUUACUGUUAAGGGGCGUUCACAUUCUUACAUUAAGAAGGUUCAAGAAGUAUUGAUGAGUCAAGGAUGUCGAAUAAGUACUUCUCAAAAAGUUUGUUCUAUCUCAACAACCGAUGAAGGGUGCAUUGUAAGAUGUGAAAAUGGAUUUGAAGAAAAUUAUGAUGCUUGUGUUAUAGCAACACAUUCUCCUGAUACUUUAAGAAUGUUAGGAAAUGAAGCAACAUAUGAAGAAGUGCAAGUACUUGGGGCUUUUCACUAUGUUUAUAGUGAUAUUUAUCUUCAUCAUGACAAAAAAUUCAUGCCCCUAAAUCCAACAGUAUGGGGUGCGUGGAACUUUCUUGGAAGUACAAACAAUAAAGUGUGUUUGACAUACUGGCUCAAUAUAAUCCAGAAUGUUGGUGAAAGGGAUCCUCCAUUUUUUGUAACUUUAAAUCCAGAGGAAGAGCCAAAAGAUGUACGGUUGAAGUGGUCAACUGGGCAUCCAGUCCCAUCAGUUGCAGCUUUGAAGGCUUUAAAUCAGCUUCAUACCAUUCAAGGAUAUAGAAGAAUUUGGUUUUGUGGAGCAUAUCAAGGUUAUGGCUUCCACGAAGAUGGAUUAAAGGCUGGUAUUAUGGCAGCUCAUAAUGUAUUGGGAAAAAGUUUUAAUCUUUUGAGCAACCCCAAACACAUGGUUCCUUCUUUGGUGGAAAGAACUGCACGUCUUCUUGUCACUAGAUUUUUUAGACAAUAUAUAUCUGCUGGAUCAUUAACUUUAAUGGAGGAAGGGGGCACUGUGUUCAACUUUGAGGGAAGAAGUAAAAAAUUUAUUGAUCUAAAGGUCUCUUUAAAAGUUCAUACUCCUCAAUUUUAUUGGAAGAUUAUGACACGAGCUGAUUUGGGUCUUGCUGAUGCAUAUAUUAAUAGAGAUUUUUCUGUUGUGGAUAAAGAUGAAGAUGUUCUCAAUCUUUUUAUGAUUCUCAUUGCCAGCAGAGAUACAAAUUCUUCCCUUGCAAAAUCAAGGAGGAAAAGGGGAUGGUGGACGCCUCCAUUAUUUACAGCCAGUUUUGCUUUUGCAAAGUCUUCAUUACAACAUGCUUUAAGGAACAACACUCCUACACAGGCUCGUACCAAUAUAUCUCGUCAUUAUGACUUGACAAAAGACGAAGAUCUCAAAGUUGCACAGUUGAGAAAAAUAUCUCUUCUUAUUGAAAAGGCAAGAAUUGACAAGAAGCAUCAUGUUCUAGAAAUUGGAUGCGGUUGGGGAAGCUUAGCUAUUGAAAUUGUGAAGCAAACUGGUUGUCAUUAUACUGGCAUUACUUUGUCUGAACAACAAUUAGAAUAUGCACAGAAGAAAGUAAAAGAUAUUGACCUUCAGGAUCAGAUCAAUUUUCUUCUUUGUGACUAUCGACAAUUAUCGAAAAUGAAGAAAUAUGAUAGGAUUAUAUCAUGUGAGAUGAUAGAAGCUGUUGGCUACAAGUUCAUGGAAGGCUUUUUGGUUCUUGUGAAUCAGUAUUAA